Xyrauchen texanus (razorback sucker) is the source of this 3383-nucleotide messenger RNA. RefSeq names its product C-X-C chemokine receptor type 3-like. Lineage: Eukaryota; Metazoa; Chordata; Actinopteri; Cypriniformes; Catostomidae. Gene Ontology annotation, biological process: G protein-coupled receptor signaling pathway; immune response. Gene Ontology annotation, cellular component: membrane. The record is from RefSeq and is a predicted model, not a curated record. The transcript is spliced from 3 exons. Bases 320 to 1447 code for a protein of 375 amino acids. Gene Ontology annotation, molecular function: G protein-coupled receptor activity.
UUGCAUGGGGUUUGCUGUUAUGAGGGAGCUAGAGAGCUACCGGGACCAAAUGAUAACCUUCAAACGGCUUUAGGCCAAGUCGAAGAAAACCAACACUGCGUGAUACCCGGAUCCGGUCACCUACUAUCGCUCCGUAUCUCUACGCGUGUAUUUGCCAGGAUCAAACAAACGACUCUCAACAGAUGGCUUACGUAAAAGAAAAACAAACAUGCAGACAGUUUGAGUUGAAGAGAUGGUAACAGAGAGAAGGCAAAACGGGAACAUAAGCGCACUUCACACUCCGAGCCUUGAUAAAAGACUAUUUUAAUUUUAGUCCAACAUGGAGCUAGAUCUGUACGGACUGUUUGAGCAAAACAACACAUUCGACUACAGUGAUUAUGAAUACAAGGAGGAGGGCUGCCCAUCUAGCAAAGUGUCUGGAACCAUGGCAGUCCUCAUUCCCUUUCUUUACUCCGUGGGGCUCUUAUGGGGAUUGCUAGGAAAUGGACUCAUACUGGUAAUACUGUGGCGAAAAAGAUGGAACUUUAGUGUGAUGGACAUCUUCGUCCUCUAUCUGGGCAUAGCGGACAGUCUGCUGUUGCUGACAUUGCCUCUGUGGGCUGUAGAUGCGGUGAAGGGGUGGAUCGUUGGCACAGGAUUCUGCAAACUGGCUGGAGCUUUGCUCAAGAUCAAUUUCUACUGUGGCAUCUUCUUGCUGGCCCUCAUCAGCCUUGACUGUUACCUGUCCAUCAUCCGUAGUGUUCAGAUGUAUUCUCGCAAAAAGCCUCUGGUGAUUCACUGUUGCUGCGGGAUCGUCUGGUUCUUGUGUCUGCUACUGUCCAUUCCCGAUUGGAUCAAUCUGAAGGCCAUCAGUGAUCAAACCGAUCAUGGUAAAUGGGAAUGCAAUUACUCUUACUCCUCUGAUUCCUGGCGUCUUGCAUCGCGUUUGCUACAUCUUGUUGUGGGUUUCACUCUACCGGCACUAGUAAUCCUCUUCUGUUGUUCCUGCAUUCUUCUAAACCUACGCCAGGCCUGCAAUGGCAUCCAGAAGAAGAAGGACAAAAGGACACAUGUACUUGUAGCCCUGGUGCUGGCCUUCUUCAUCAGCUGGACACCCUACACCAUUGCCCUCAUUGUAGACACUGCUCAGCCAGUGGAUAAUGUCUCCACAACAGGAGCAGAAAGGUGUGAUGGAAGGAGAUGGACCGCUAGCAAAGCAACAGAUAUACUAGGGCUUCUUCAUUGUGUUGUCAAUCCUGUGAUUUACCUUUGUCUCUCCAAAGAGUUCAAGCGACGCACUCUGGCUUUGGUCAAGUUCAGUGGUUGUGAUACAGACAGCAAUGAUGUUUCCCUUUGGGACACAGUGGGGGUAAAUGAUAGCACUAAUGUCCAAGAGAAGGAACAAGGUUCACUUCAGCUUAUGAAUGGAAUUACACAAACAAACAAAACCCAGGAUCAGGAUAAUUAAAAGUAGCAUCUGUAUUUUCUAAAUAAUUAAAUUUAUUUUAUAUAUAAUUUAUUUAACAUGUAAGCAUAUAGUGACUGUACAAUUCCCAAUGAUAGUCCCUCCCCGUUUUGAGGAAUUUUGUUUAUGGAUGAUAAAGGAAGAAUAAAAAAAGGACAAGAAAUGCUAACCAACUGUUAUCUAAUUUCUCACAAUGCUGUUGUAUUUAUAAUUUUUUUUUUUGUGCCUUAAGUGUUUUGGAAUAGUGUUGUUAAAAACUGUUAUCAUUGGGAAUGGAUUACACCCACUACUAGUGGUUUGAUAAUCUUCGAUCGUACUUGUGUUUGUUGAUAAUAUUUAAAGUCUACUUUAAAUAUGUGUACUCUGUGAAACUAUAUUAGUAUGCUGAUGACAUUUAAGUACCAAUAACUAAAGCUGAACAGGCAAUGAUAUUUCAAUUUUGUGCUUCAAUCAUGUUACAGCUUGCUAUGUACUGUAUUUAUUCUUAAAUAUGAUAGUUCAUCCAAAAAUGGUAUUCCAAACCAAUAUUCUUCUGUGGUACAUAAAAUCUGUUUGACAGAAUAUAGGGACUGAUAUCCUCAGUUCUCAUUCACUUUUCAUUGUAUGGGAAAAAGAGCAUCAACAUUUAUAAAAAUGUCUCCUCUUGUAGUCAACGGAAGAAAGUCACAAGUUAAUGAAGACAGAAUAUUCAUUUUUGGGGGACUAUCCCUUCAAUGUUGUUGUCAGUGAGAAAUGUGUUUAAAAUUGUUCAAUUCAAUGUAUUUGUAUGGCACGUUUUUUCAUUUUUCAUGUUGUUCUACACAGCUAAAUAAAGAAAAAUGCCUGCAUACUCCCAGUGAGCAAGCCAAAGGUGACUAUAGCAGGAAAAAAUCCCUAAGAUAUAAUGUGAAAGUGUACUAUAACAAUUUUAUCAACACUAUCACAACACUAUUUCAGCUCCCAUGUUUGAUACCACUAAUUGUUCAUAGCUAUGACAUAUUGACUGUUAGAUUUCUAUAGGAAGUGGUUUCUGGGAGGUUGGCUUCUGUCACUUACAUAAGCGUUAAUAAGUGAAGGUGAAAAUAAUGCAAUUUUAUUAUAUUGACCUUGAGGUAAAUGUAAAUUGUUGUCAUGAGUAAAAAAACAAAAAAACAUUUAGGCUAUAAAAUGAAUUGUUUAUUAAUAUUUUAUUUGCAUAAAUGACUAUUCAUGGUGAAGUGAGAGAAUGAUGACAGGGUCAUGUGAGAUAGGGUCAUGAAGGGUUCUUUUCCCAUGUUACACAACCUUUCCUUUCCCAAGUGUUCCAGUCACAUACUUUUAGAGGAAAGUCCCUUUCUCCCUUUUUCCAUGGCACUGUAUGUGAAUGAUGAAAGAUUGGCAAAGGCCCCUGUUGGAAUUUUUAGGCACAUUUGCAGUUCUCAUGAGUGGAAUCCCCAUGAAAAGAGAUUACAGCAUGCAUGUGUACAGAGAGAAAGAGACUUACUUAUUUCCAAACUAUCAGACAAUCAACAGAGGCUUGAAUGUGCUUGUGAUCAAAGACGGUGCAUUUUGAAUGGAGUGACAUCCUAGAAAGAUUUGUUAAAGGUUCUUUGACUGCAAACAUUAAAAAAAGCCACAUGUCUCAGCACCCUACCCCAGUUCCUCAUUCUAGACAAUAUGCUUGCCAUAAAAGUCAUGAGAUCUGAUAUCAUAAAUAUUCCAUCACAUAGUUUUCCACAUGAGUCAUCAAUACAUGAACAAAAUGAGAGUAGAUAUUUUUGUUGUUUGAUGUAUUUGGAGAAUUUAAUCUCACUCUGUGGGAGGAAAUUGCAUAAGUUUUCAAGUUGCAAUGUGAAAUGUUCAUUUCCUGUCUGUGUGUGUUUGCAUGACUGGCAAUUUUACAGACAUAUUUGUAGUCAAAUCUUGAUGAUAGUCACAGAUAUAUGUAUUCAAACAGCCUAAAAAUAAAAAUUCUUGAAGA